This is a messenger RNA of Chaetomium fimeti, 1544 nucleotides long. Its product is annotated as 1, 4-beta cellobiohydrolase. NCBI's taxonomy places the organism in Eukaryota, Fungi, Ascomycota, Sordariomycetes, Sordariales, Chaetomiaceae. Gene Ontology annotation, biological process: cellulose catabolic process. Bases 295 to 1440 code for a protein of 381 amino acids. The transcript is spliced from 2 exons. The record is from RefSeq and is a predicted model, not a curated record. Gene Ontology annotation, molecular function: hydrolase activity, hydrolyzing O-glycosyl compounds.
CUCCAGGCCGCCGAGGCGCGAUCUCCUUCCAGACUGACGGCUCAUGCCGUGUCGUGUCGGCUAGGUAUGGGAACCUUGGCCUACGGAGUCAGCAACUCGACGCGGCCCAUCCCACCCCGCGAACGGAAGGUAAGCCACCGGCCUGGGAGCGCUACUAGGUAGUAUGGCUCGUAGUAUAAGAGUGCAGCUGGCAGAGUAGUUGCAACUUGAAGGGAUCGCCGCAUUUCCACCUUCACUGAGUCGAGCUACCUUCUCUACUCUUGCACGCCGCGCCGUGUCAUCUUCUCAUACACCAUGCGCCCCUCGUGUUUACUCGCGGCCCUGGCCACCGGUGGUCUUGUGUCCGCCGCACCCAGCCCCAAGCCGGCUACCGCGCCGGCAGAUGGCGACGUGAACCCGUUCAAGGGCAAGACGCCGUUCGUCAACCCGGCAUGGGCUGCCAAGUUGGACCAGACCUUGCGGUCGUUCCUGUGGAAGGGCGAUGUCAUCAACUCAUUCAAGACGUACAAGGUCCAGAACACCGGUUCGUUCGUCUGGGUUUCUAAGCGUGCCGACCUUUCCAACAUCGACGACGCCAUUGCCGCUGCCCGCAAGGCGCACAAGAGGACAGGCAAAAAGCAGAUUGUUGGCUUGGUGCUAUACAACCUUCCGGACCGCGACUGCAGUGCCGGCGAAAGUGCUGGCGAGCUCCAUAGCGACGAGAAUGGCCUCGAGCUGUACAAGAAUGAGUUCAUCAAGCCUUAUGCCGAGAAGGUCGCGGCCGCCAAGGACCUUGACUUCGCCAUCGUCCUCGAGCCCGACUCCUUGGCCAACUUGGUCACCAACAUGGGCGUUGAGCUCUGUGCCAACGCCGCCCCCGUCUACCGCGAAGGUAUUGCCCAUGCCAUUGCUGAACUCCAGCACCCCAAUGUCCACCUCUACAUCGAUGCUGCCCACGGUGGCUGGCUUGGCUGGGACGACAACCUGCCCCUGGCCGCCAAGGUCUUUUCCGAGGUGGUCAAACUGGCCGGCGAGGGCAAGAAGAUCCGUGGCUUCGUCACCAAUGUGUCCAACUACAACCCUUUCAACGCCGUCGUGCGGGAGAACUACACCGAGUGGAGCAACUCAUGGGAUGAGUCCCAUUACGCCACGUCGCUCGCCCCGCAUCUUGAAGCCGAGGGCCUGCCCGCCCACUUCAUCGUUGACCAGGGCCGCGUCGCCCUACCCGGGGCCCGGGAGGAGUGGGGCGAGUGGUGCAAUGUCGAGCCCGCCGGCUUUGGCCCAGCACCGACCACCAACACCAACAACACCGUCGUCGAUGCCCUUGUCUGGGUCAAGCCCGGAGGCGAGAGUGAUGGCGAGUGUGGCAUGGCCGGUGCCACAAGGGCGGGAGAAUGGUUUGACGAGUAUGCCCAGAUGCUCGUCAAGAACGCGGAUCGAUCGGUUUACAAGUUGUUUUAAGCACCUUUCAAUGACAACAUAGCGUUAGACGUGUAAUAAAUUAGCUCAGUGGCUAUCUCAGACUCAUCAAUACCUGGCGAAUACAACUAUCGGCUAAUAGUAUA